GGCGUUCUGAGUCAUUAUCGAAAAUUAUUCGUAAAGAAACAGCAAGUGUAACCUGUCAACUGACACCAACAAGAAAACAUAUCGUAACAAAAUGGCGACAGACAUGAGAAGCCCAACCUUUGAACCGAAAGUUCAUCUUCAGGAUUGGAAGUUGUGGGAACAAUUUUCAGCUGUUCAAACUGAAAUGAUCGUUACCAAGACUGGGAGGCGAAUGUUUCCCGGCUAUCGAAUAAAAAUGUCGGGAAUGGACCCGAAUGCUCAAUAUUGCGUACUGAUGGAUAUUUCGAGCGUGGACGAAAACAGAUACAAGUUUCAACACGGGGAGUGGGUGGUAGCGGGUCGGGGGGAACCCCAAGUUCCGCAGAGAUUUUAUUUACACCCCAACUCACCUUGCAGCGGGCAUCAAUGGAUGAAAGAAAUCAUUUCGUUUCAUAAAGUGAAACUCACAAACUCUUGUGGAAACUCAGCUGAUGGAAAGUUCCUCAUACACUCCAUGCAUCGGUAUCAACCUCGUAUCCACAUCGUUCGUACUGAUGACGUCAAUACUCUGCAUCUACAACCGAUGUCAACUUUCGCUUUUCCACAAACUGCUUUCGUCACAGUCACGGCCUACCAAAACGGACAGAUCACUAAACUGAAAAUUGCAAACAAUCCGUUUGCACGAGGUUUCCGUGAAGACGGUGCUAAAACAAAGAAGAGAAAAUCACAAGUUUCAACAUUUACGGAUCAACAAGUCCUUACUAAAAAUAAUCAGAGAUAUUCCCCCGAAGCAACAACAUCGAAUUUGGAAAAAAGAAUGAAGUUCGAAAAUGUAUUGAGUGGUGAACAUGUUCACCUACAACCAACGGCAUGGUACCAGAGCACAAAUCACUUCCUACCCGCUGAUUGUAAACAAAGUUAUUCUACUUCACAACAAACUGUACAUCCUCAGAAUCAUAAUGGGUCACCACCACCACCAUAUGCAUUCCAAUAUUCUGACGUCAGUCCUUGCAAUAAUCGCUACGACUUCUCGGUCGCAAACAAUCCAAUUCAUCCACAGAAUAUUCAGUAUUACGACCAACAACCACCAUUUGAUCCGGUAUUUCCCUCCCAUAACAAUUAUGUUUACCACCACAAAGUGAUGUCCAAUCCCAUUAAUUCAUCUGAAGUUAAUUCAAUAAGUUAUUUCACUUCGCCACAAAAUUCACCUGAUGAUGUCCAUCUGGAAAACACCCAAUUUUGUUAUAACAAUUUUCAAUACAUUGACAGUUUUGCUUAAAUACAAAUUUGAAAGUUCCUUUUAAUACUUUUUUGUUAUUGUUCGAAAAAUGCGUUUUUGUCACUGUUAGUAAUUGUGUCCUAUAGUUGAAUAAAAUAACAACAACAAAA
Ciona intestinalis (vase tunicate) is the source of this 1368-nucleotide messenger RNA. Its product is annotated as T-box-containing protein 2-like. The record is from RefSeq and is a predicted model, not a curated record. Gene Ontology annotation, cellular component: chromatin; nucleus. Gene Ontology annotation, biological process: cell fate specification; regulation of transcription by RNA polymerase II; positive regulation of DNA-templated transcription. Gene Ontology annotation, molecular function: RNA polymerase II cis-regulatory region sequence-specific DNA binding; DNA-binding transcription factor activity, RNA polymerase II-specific. Lineage: Eukaryota; Metazoa; Chordata; Ascidiacea; Phlebobranchia; Cionidae.